Molecule: messenger RNA, 1627 nt
Organism: Guyanagaster necrorhizus
Lineage: Eukaryota; Fungi; Basidiomycota; Agaricomycetes; Agaricales; Physalacriaceae
Exons: 4
Source: RefSeq, a predicted model, not a curated record
AACCAUUGUUCACCUCCGUUGCAAUGUGGUCCUUAUUGUUGACGAAUGCUCAAGGAGGAAAGUAUUUGCUUCUGACAUGCUGUGCUCCGGCUGAAAACUAACGCUUGGUGAUACGGAAAUGCUAUAUCCAUGUGCGUGGGAAUAGAAAAGUUGAUGGAUCCGUGCCUUCGAGUUCUCGCGCAGCCUCCUCGGCAACCAUUCUUGUUGCUCUCUGACACGGUGAAUGUCAUUCACGGUGUCACGUGUGUUCCAACAUAUCGUGAGGUCAAUAGUCUUCAUUCCCACAUCGGAAUUUAGUCUAUGGCAAUUGUACCCUUAUCCUCACAAACGUAUAAGAUCUACAGGAAAUCUUCUUCAUUCUAUCAACAAUGGAUGACAACUACCUCCAAAGGAUGAUAGACCAACUCGCCGCCAAAGAGCUCAUCUUUGGAGCUGGCGCGCGUUUCUCUUGUUCCGAGGUCUACACCACCGCACAAGCUUUCCUCAACAUGCCCUCCAUCGUGACAGAAAUCAACCUCUACGAGACCACACCCGACACACUCUCCAAAGACGACUACCUCCCACUCCUUCUCACCCAUCUCCAAACAACUGUCGGCAAAAAUAUCAGUUCACUCUCCUUCAGCAGACUCAGCUGGCGUAACUUCAAAGACCCCGUUCUCUGGCACAACGCUCUCACCUCCUUCCCGGCCGUUCAUAACUUGGAGCUUUUCGAUAUCCAAUGCACCGAAGCACAGUUCUUCCGAAUCGUCAAUUCCCUUCCCAGCGAGAUGCACCUCUUCGGGAUCCAAAGCAUACACAUCGACGAAUACGAGGCCCAAGCAGGACAGUUCGUCCCUAGGUACGACACUCCUGAGCAGAUCAGGGCCGGAGAACAUGGUCCACGGGCAAAUAUGGUCAAUAUGGAGAUCGCUACUCAGACCGACCUCGUCCUUUUCUCCCGGCUUGCGAGCCGUAACUCGCACUUGAAGGUCAGCUGGGUCGAUGAUCUCAGAGUGAGGCAGUACGGCGUCGCUAGACCUCCUUGGGAUGUCUAUAUUUUCUCCCGUCUCUCUGCCAUCAUGCGUGCCACAGUCAAGCCGGGACAGAUCCCUACGUUGCAUUUGGGACCAUUCGAUUUUGCUUCGGAUGAUAUUCCGGAGCCGCUCUUCCUCAAGAACGUCGUCGACCUGACCAUCACUAUCUCUUUGUUCAACGAAAAGCCUUGUCUCGACUGGUGGACUGCGACCCUGAACAGACUUGCAUUCCCAUGCACUAUCGAGACACUCGAAAUCAGGGUCGAAGUCGACACGGACGCUCUCCCCACUGGGGCCUCUUUUCUGAUGGGUGUACCACCACAGGAAUGGGCCGCGUUGGAUGAAGCGUUGUGUCGCGCGGCGCCCAUCAUCGAAAGGAUCAAGCUGUCGCUUUGUGGCCGCACCGAUAAGCAGGACCCGGAGAAUUACAACUGGGGCGAUAUCAUAGAGUGGGUCGAAGAUGCGUGUAUCAGGAACGCGCAAGAUAUGUACGAGAGGAAGGCGUCGUCUUAUUUCGAGUCCGAGAGGGUGAAUUGAUAGGGAAAAUCCAUCAUAUCGGUAGCGUCCCUAUUAUUAGACACAAAUAGUAUUUCCAAUAUUUCUGCGAAACGAUC